This is a messenger RNA of Drosophila gunungcola (fruit fly), 2204 nucleotides long. Its product is annotated as carcinine transporter. Gene Ontology annotation, biological process: transmembrane transport. NCBI's taxonomy places the organism in Eukaryota, Metazoa, Arthropoda, Insecta, Diptera, Drosophilidae. The record is from RefSeq and is a predicted model, not a curated record. Gene Ontology annotation, cellular component: membrane. The transcript has 7 exons. Gene Ontology annotation, molecular function: transmembrane transporter activity. The coding region runs from base 46 to 2070 and encodes 674 amino acids.
UGCGAAUAAACAUUUCCAGCUCAGAGUUUGUCGAGCGGCGCAUCCAUGUCAGAUAUUGUAGACAGUGAUGGGGACGAAUACGAUGAACUUUCGGAGCUGCGACAACGCCACAAGCCCGAAUCCCAGCCCUCGGUGGAUGAGGCCUUCGAUCUGGAUGACCUGCUGCCCACCAUCGGCGAGUUUGGUAAAUACCAAAAGCUCUUGGUCUUCGGCAUUUGCCUGCCAGCCUGUAUUCCGUGUGGAUUUUGUGCCUUUAAUCAAUUGUUUAUGGCUGAUACUCCGGAUGACUAUUGGUGUCGCAUCCCGGAGCUGCUCGAUCUGCCGCUGGAGCAGCGAAAAUCGCUGGCCAUUCCCAUGGAAGUGGAAAACGAUGAACUGGUCUACAGCAAAUGCUAUACCUACGGAGUCAAUUGGACGCAACUUCUUGAAUCCGGAGAGGAGGAUGACUUGACCACCAUGGAGGCAAACAGCAGUUGGCCAUUGGUCAAGUGCAGUCAGGGAUGGGAGUACAAUACGAGCAUCGUCUGGUCGUCCAUUGUGAUCGAUUUCGAUUUAGUGUGCGAUCAGGAUAUAUAUCCCACAAUUGGAUUGGCUGCUCUCAACACGGGCGGUCCUGUGGGUGUUUAUCUAUUUGGACUACUCAAUGAUCGUGCUGGACGAAGACUUUCCUAUUUUAUUUGCCUGGCCACUUUGUUGGCGGGCAGCUUGAUGACUUCGCUGAGCAGGGAUUUCUGGACUUGGGCAGGGAGUCGUGUCAUCGUGGGUUUAACCAUUCCGGCUGUCUAUCAGAUACCUUUUAUUAUAUCUUUGGAAUUGGUUGGCGAAAACUAUCGAUCCUUUGUGACAGUGAUGACCUGCACCUUCUACACUUCGGGCAUCAUGCUUCUGUCGGCGGUUACCUAUCUGGAAAGGGAUUGGGUUCGCCUGUCCUACAUCACCUCCCUGCCCUUUUAUGCCUACUUCCUGUACAUGUUCGUUAUGCCGGAGUCACCGCGAUGGCUUUUGAUGCGCGGUCGUUUGGAGGAGGCCCUCAAGAUUCUGGAACGCAUGGCCAUGGUGAAUGGCAGACAGUUUCCGGAGGCUGUGCAUCUCAAAUUGGAGGCUCAAAUUCGGCGGGAUAAACUCAAGAAGCAGAAGAAAAAGGUGGCCAAUGUGGGACUUAUGGAUCUGUGUCGCACUCCCAAUAUGCGUUUGAAAACUAUACUGAUCACAUUGAGCUGGUUUGCCAAUGAGACGGUGUAUCUAGGUCUCAGCUACUAUGGGCCUUCCCUCGGUACCAAUCAGUAUGUGAGCUUCUUCUUGUCGGCCGCUGUGGAGUUGCCAAGCUACUUGUGUUGCUGGUACUUCAUGGACACCUGGGGCAGAAGAUGGCCCCUCAGUUUAUCCAUGAUAUUGGGGGGCGUGGCUUGUGUGAUUACUGUAAUGCUGCCCGAUGAUGCCGUGGAUGAGACCCUAGUGCUAUAUCUGAUAUCCAAGGCCCUGCUAUCCGCCUCCUUCCUUAUCAUUUAUCCCUUUGCCGGCGAGCUGUAUCCCACACAAGUUCGGGGCAUCGGCAUUGGUGCAUCCAGCUAUAUCGGAGGAUUGGGUCUCAUUGUCAUUCCCUUUGUCACCUACUUGGGGAAGGACAAUCUGAAGCUACCCUUGGUCAUCAUGGGCUUUGUUUCAAUGCUGGGCGGGAUGACGGGACUGCGAUUGCCGGAAACAUUGCAUCAUCGACUGCCACAGACCAUCGAGGAGGGCGAGGAGUUCGGCAAGAACUGGCAGUUCAAAGAUUGCUGCAGAUGCGCUCAAAAACCGGAUGUCUUGUCACAACCAGCAUCGUACGAAAACCUGGAUGUCCUGGCCGGAUCCUCCAACAAUGAAUCUGAGAUGGAGCUGGAGCUGAGGGACAGUAGAAGGGUUCGGGAGCCGACGCCGCGGAUUGAUGAGCGUACGCCACUGGAUACGGCGGCCAGUGGAAGUGUUCGACCGGUUCACAGGCCUUCGAUGAAGCGUUUGGUGCGCCAGAUGAGCGUUAUGGAUACCCAAAGGACACACGAUGGCACCAUGCAAUUGACACACUGGAUUUAGGCUUUUGAUAGAACAUCUAUAUAUACCUAAGAGAUCAUAUUGUCAAAUGCAAAGACAGUUAAAAUCCUUUUUGUUUUAGCAUUAGCCACCAGUUAACGUUAAUAAGUUGUUUAUUAAAAUUAUAAAACAUAGAA